This is a messenger RNA of Phialemonium atrogriseum, 1653 nucleotides long. RefSeq names its product P-loop containing nucleoside triphosphate hydrolase protein. NCBI's taxonomy places the organism in Eukaryota, Fungi, Ascomycota, Sordariomycetes, Cephalothecales, Cephalothecaceae. Gene Ontology annotation, molecular function: GTPase activity; GTP binding. The record is from RefSeq and is a predicted model, not a curated record. The transcript is spliced from 2 exons. Gene Ontology annotation, cellular component: mitochondrion. Bases 27 to 1238 code for a protein of 403 amino acids. Gene Ontology annotation, biological process: mitochondrial translation.
CCACCACCUCGUCUCCCAUCCUCGCCAUGGCCACCACCAAUCUCCCCGCCUUCCAGCCACGCCUAAUCUUCGAGGCCUCCCCGGACAUCACGCGCAGCUACUUCCUGGGCCACCACCAGGCGGCCCUGUCGCGCAUGCGCAGCACCCUCUCCAACGUUGGCCUCAUCAUCGAGUGCCGCGACUUCCGCGUCCCGCUGACCUCGUGGAACCCGCUCCUCGAGCGCAGCCUCGCCGCCUCCGCCUCGCCCGCCGCCGACCGCGCCCGCAUCAUCGUCUACACCAAGCGCGACCUCGGACCGCCGCCCGGCGACGGCGCCGGGCCGCAGCAGCGGGGCCAACAGCAGAACGGCUCCGAUAUCGUCCGGGAACUGACCCGCUUCCACCGCGAGCGCGGGCACGCCGCCGCGGUGGUGUUCCUCGGGCAGGGGACCGGUGGCCGGGGGGGCGGCGGCCGUGGAGAAGGAGGAGGCGGCGGCUUCGGCUUCGACGACGACCGGGUGCUGCUCUCGGCCGUGAAGCGGGUGGCCCGCGAAGCCGACGUUCUCACGGGCCUGCAGGUCAUGGUGGUGGGGAUGCCGAACGCGGGCAAGUCGACGCUGCUGAACCGGCUGCGGGCGCGCGGCAUGGGCCCUGGCCUAGCCAAGGCGGCGCGGACGGGGGCGCAGCCGGGCGUGACGCGCAAGAUGGGCACGGCGGUGCGGAUCGUGCGGGGCGAGGACUGCGGCGGUCCGGGAGGUAGGGGGGGCGAGGGCGUGUUCGUGCUGGACACGCCCGGCGUGUUCGUGCCGCACGUGUCCGACGCAGAGAGCAUGCUCAAGCUCGCCCUCGUCGGCUGCGUCAAGGACGGCCUGGUGCCCCACGUCGCCGUCGCCGACUACCUGCUCUUCCACCUCAACCGCGUCGACCCGGCGCUGUACGCGCGCUACGCCCCGCCCACUAACGACGUCGACGAGUUCCUCGCCGCCGUCGCCCGCCGAACGGGGAAGCUGCUGCGCGGGGGCGCGCCCAGCAUCGACGGCGCCGCCGACUGGAUCGUCCAGGAGUGGCGCCGCGGCGACCUCGGCAGGUUCGUCCUCGAUGAGGUCUCGCCGCAGACUCUCGACGCUGUAGUCGCGUCCGCACGCGCCCCGGUGCUGAGCAUGAACCAGGCCCGCAAGAAGGACAAGGAGGCCCGCAAGGCGAAGAUCGACGCGAGGAGGCUGGGUGGCGGAGCCCCUGCCGGGCAGGCUGGCGCGUGAGAGAGUAGGAGAUGGAGAGGCUUUGCGGAUAGGCCUUGGGAACGAUGGACUCAGGUUUCCGUAGCCGGGGUUCUUCUGGUUGGCUAUAUGGAACCCCCCCCCCCCCCCCUUCAGGCCCCGCAAAGCAAUGAAGGAUAUGGCGGAUGGGUGCCAGCGCUCGUCGAGGUUGCUGGAUGGUCCUUUGCUGAGACCAACAGCCUCUGGCCCGUUCCUGGCGAAGGCAUAUAAUACCCCUCCUAGACUACGAGAGCGGACCACAACGGCCCUGCUACCGAGGUGGAAAAGGAAGAAUCGGUGUGCCGUGCCGUGAUCAUGGGCUAUGUGAUGGAGACGAAAACAUCAUUGUACAGUACAUACAUGUAUAAGUACGGCAGAUCUAAGAUCAUAGAUAUAUAUACCCCCUCCAGCUCAGCCG